CAUGCGCAAAUUGGUACCAUUCCAAAGCUGUCAUUGGUCCAAAGCCUAAACGGGUUGUUUAGCUAACAGGUGAACCCUUCAUAUUUUUUAUUUAUUUAACUUUUCUUAGUGGUUAGAGAUGGCCGCUAGAUAUGAUAGAGCUAUAACAGUAUUUUCCCCUGAUGGACACCUGUUUCAAGUGGAAUAUGCGCAAGAGGCUGUGAAAAAAGGCUCCACUGCGGUUGGCAUCCGUGGUAAAGACAUUGUCGUUCUGGGUGUUGAGAAAAAGUCUGUCGCUAAACUCCAAGAGGAGAGGACUGUACGCAAGAUCUGUGCACUGGAUGAUCAUGUGUGCAUGGCAUUUGCAGGUCUGACGGCAGAUGCUCGUAUAGUUAUCAACAGGGCCAGGGUGGAGUGUCAGAGCCACAGGCUCACUGUAGAGGACCCUGUUACGGUGGAGUACAUCACACGCCACAUCGCUACACUCAAACAGCGCUACACACAGAGUAAUGGACGAAGACCCUUUGGUAUCUCUGCUCUAAUCGUGGGCUUCGACUGUGAUGGAACCCCACGGCUGUACCAAACCGACCCGUCUGGAACAUACCAUGCCUGGAAGGCUAAUGCCAUUGGUCGCAGUGCAAAGACUGUCCGGGAGUUUCUGGAGAAGAACUACACAGAGGAGUCCAUCGCCACUGACAACGAUGCUAUAAAGCUGGCCAUUAAAGCCCUGUUGGAGGUCGUCCAGUCAGGAGGAAAGAACAUUGAGCUGGCUGUAAUCAGGAGAAAUCAGUCAUUGAAGCUUUUGGAGUCUAAAGAAAUUGAAACCCUUGUGACUGAAAUUGAGAAGGAGAAAGAAGAGGAGGCAGAGAAGAAGAAGCAGAAGAAAUCAACAUAAAUCAAAUUGGUCUUUCACAUCACCUGUUUUCACUUUGUGUGAGGAUAGGAUACGUUUCAAUUCAGGGUGACUGCAUUCAAUACCCCCUGUAUCCAACAACACACACUCCUGUCUCUAUUUCUUUUGUUUUGUAGUCUGGUUACAUUAGCUAUGACCAUUUUGUUCACUUAUGUUAGCACAUUACCCUGAACUGAAGCAUUUGACUCCAAAAAUAAUGCGGUUUAUUAAUGUAAUAUUGAACAAUAAAAUAUUCACCUUUUGUAUUUUCAA
Molecule: messenger RNA, 1144 nt
Organism: Salvelinus fontinalis (brook trout)
Lineage: Eukaryota; Metazoa; Chordata; Actinopteri; Salmoniformes; Salmonidae
Product: proteasome subunit alpha type-7-like
Exons: 7
Coding region: 119-874 (251 amino acids)
Biological process (GO): ubiquitin-dependent protein catabolic process
Cellular component (GO): proteasome core complex; nucleus; proteasome core complex, alpha-subunit complex
Source: RefSeq, a predicted model, not a curated record